Molecule: messenger RNA, 2802 nt
Organism: Pseudomyrmex gracilis
Lineage: Eukaryota; Metazoa; Arthropoda; Insecta; Hymenoptera; Formicidae
Gene: prom
Product: prominin-1-A
Exons: 17
Coding region: 2-2704 (900 amino acids)
Cellular component (GO): membrane
Source: RefSeq, a predicted model, not a curated record
AAUGAAAACCCAAAACUGUGGUCGCAGUGUUGAUCGUCGUGUGUCGAGAAGAACGUCGAAAAUUAUGGCCGAGCGAAAAAUGGCCGUGAUUCAAGUGUUCCUUCUGAUUGCCGCCUCGUCGAGAGCGUACGCGCUUCAGGAGUCAACCUCAACCGAUUCGACGCCGGACGGUAACAAUUGCUCGACCACCGACAGCUUCCUCAUUCCUCGUCCGCCAAACGAGUCACGGAAAAACGAAAUGGACACGAUGGCGGCGGACGUGCUCGCAGACACGGGAAACAAGUUGAACGUGUCGCGUCCGCGAACAUUGACCUUGCCGAAGGACUGGGACGAGAAGCCGAAGCUCAAGUUUCCGAAAUUCGCCACCGAGGAGCGUUACAAGAUGGCGAGUUUGCAUCUCGAUAGGGGAUGGUUUACCUUCGAUUUUCUCCGAGGUUUCCUGUCCUUCGUGCAACCGUACGACUUGCCCGUCGAUCUGCUAACGGACAUCGUGGAACGUCGGAUAAGCAUUGCUAAAUUGGUCUCAGAAUCCGUGCACGUGGAAGCAGCUUUUCUGGGCUUAGUAGGCGUGUGCUGCGUACUGGCCUGCAUAAUACCUGGCACGGAACUUUGGCUCGCCUGUCGUCCAAUCAGAGAGGAUUACAAACCCUCCCGACGUCCGGGUGUUCUAGCAUUUCUCCUCUACGUUCUCGCCUUUAUACUCGGGUCUUGCAUGGCGACGAUGAUAAUAUGCAACGAGGCGGUGACAAUGGGAAUCGGAAAGAUCCCCGUGACGUUGGAGACGGCGCUCAAGGAUUUGAGAGAAUAUCACGCGGACACGACGUCGCAGCUGCGAAAGUAUCUCACUAGGAGCUUGGACGUGGCCAGCGAGGCGAUUCUCGCGGAUCUGGACAAUGUCGAGGAAUUAUUGGGCAAGCCCGUGCAGACCGAACUCUCCGUCGAGACUGGACUUGACGUGGCGUUGGACGCACUCGUCGAUCUGGCGAAUGCAACGCAGGAGUUAUCCGCCAGGGCCGAAUCUUUGCUGAAGGAGGGUAAGAGAGCUCACGAACUCGGAUUGGAAUUGAGUAGAGAAACGGACGAGAUACGACGGGACUUGGAAGGUGCGGUGAGAGCUUGCUCGGGUCCAGAUCGUUCUCUUUGUGCUGUCAUUGACUCUUCGGGGAUUCGCCUGGAUCUGCGGAUAGAACGGCUACUCAGAGACGAUCGUCUGCUGCGUCUACGGAGCAGCGGUCGGGAAAAUUUGACGGAGGCAGGACGCAGGGCUCGAGGGGAAUACCUGUACGUACCGCAACACAUCGCCCGGACCACGCUGGAUGCUCGUAACCUGAUUCGACGCGAGAUCAAUGCAGCACGUGCCAGGAUUGUCGAUCAAACGCGCAGCCUAGAGACGAGCAGUUUCGAACUCUCAAAGCAGCUGGAUUCAGCGAGAAACGUCGCGGAUUACGCAGUACCUCAUGUCAUCGCUUUCGAGCAUAUCAGAUGGAUCGUCGGUAUAGCUACUGUUCUGUGCAUUUUGCCGGUCUUUUCGCUGCUGAUUGGGGCUUUGUGCUGUCGCUGCGGAUCAUCCGAGAAUAAAGUGCGUCCGACUCUUUUAUGCGGCGUGGUCGCGAGUUGUUUCGUCUCUAUUGCGUUGUGGGCCGUGUUCAUUGUCGCUAUGGGCAUCGCCAGCCACACAGAGAUGUUGAUUUGCCGACCUCUUGAAGAUCCCGACUAUCGCGCCAUGGAAGCCGUGCUGGAAACUCGAGCGUUUCUUGGAAGAAGACUCGCCGUUCCUCUCAAGGAUCUCUUUGACGGCGGAGUAUUUAUUUUUUGCAGAAAAUGUCGAAACAACGAGGCGGCGUAUCCCGCCUUUGGGCUCGAAAACGUCAUGAAAUUGGAACACAUGACCGCGCACUGGACGUGGCCGGGCUUGUCGAGAGCGAUUUCAAAUAACAAAAUCGAUCUGAAGGGUCUUCAGAUACUUACGCCGAAUUUGCGUCAUCGUCUUCAGGAUCUAUUGUACGCUUGCAGCUUGAAUCUCACGGCGCACAGAAUUAUGAUUCAGGGACCAAUUCUGAGCAAAGAUCUGAACACGAUGUCCGAUCAACUCGACAAUAUAUCUCGUCAGCUACAGGAUCGUAGUAUCGCCAGGGAGUUGCACAGCAUCGGAAUAACAAUGCGCGAUUUAUCGUCGAGACGAGUGAGACCCUUGAUGAAGUUGCAAGACGAUCUGGUGUAUCGUAUCACGGUAUUGGAGCUGCAAGUGCAACCUCUCUGGCGUCAGAUCAAUCAAUCGAUUUCCCACUUGAGGACUAUACAAUAUUUCGUAGAUCAUCAGGGAGACAAGAUCGCUCAACUGAAAACAAAAUUGUACAACGACCGAUUGACAGGCUAUUUAGAUCAAUGGCGAGCUCACAUGCUCACCGAAAUGGGCACGGCGGUGUCCAAGUGUCGGCCGUUGUGGGACGUUCUCGAGGGAUUGAGAAACUUGUUUUGCGCUCAUAUUUUGGGUCCUUUCGACGGUUUUUGGUUCGCUACACUCAUAUGCGUGGUCGCGAUGAUAGUCGGCACGCCGACCGCUCACGUUUUAUCGCUGGUGUACAAAAAACCAUCUUAUUUUAAAAAAGACGCUGUCCUUUUGCCGAGAAGAACGGAGAGUAUUACUACAGAGCAGGAAGCAUGGCAAACACCAGAACCGCCACCUCCGCCGGACAACUGGUAACAAGAGGAGGAAAAACAAAGACUAUAAUUGCAAGCGGACUCGGGAAAAUAUUAAUGUAGCGUCACGAUAUAUAUGCAAAAAAAAAAAAACGCAAGAAG